AUGGCCUGGCCAAAUCCAUUCCGACGCCGAGAUGAAAACACACGCACAGCCUGGGGAUAUACCUUCCAGAUAACAUCUAACCAUCUAACUCUAGAACAGGCCCAUCCCAUGAAAUACACUUAUGAUGUUCUUGGAGAAGAGUGCUACGACAUUUUGAACCGGUUGAGCAGCAGUCUCCCCAAUCAAGCAGAUCCGCAAGUGCGAGACGAUACGCCAUCAGAGAGUGUGGAACACCCUUCGCAGGCGCCUAGCUCGACCUUGAACGGCUCUGCCGAUACGACUCAACCGCCAACACCGUCUCCGAGACCGAAGCGCGACCUCUACCUACUUCUACGGGACCAUCACUCGUCAAAUCCCAAACUUCAAGAACUCUGGGACGAGGUCACCACGGUGCCCAGUUGGGUUGAUUGGGAGCAGAUUUCCCGCGGGCAGGAUGUCUUCUACCGCUAUGGCGCGGCGACCCUUACAGGGCUGGCGUAUCAGUCGCUCCUCGGAGGCAUGGGCGCCAACCGGGUUGUCGAAGUCCUCGCCCGCACGGGCGGCUUCUCGGUCAAGGUGGCGCGGCACCGGCUGUUCGAAACCACACAGCACAUCCUCGAGUGCACGCGAUCUCUCGAGAGCAUCCAGCCCGGCGGUGCCGGCUUUGCGAGCUCGGUGCGAGUCCGGCUAUUGCACGCCGCGGUGCGGCAGCGGAUCAUGCAGUUGUGCAAGACGCGGCCGAGCUACUACAGCGUGGAGAAGUACGGGGUCCCGAUCAACGACCUCGACUGCAUCGCCACCAUCGGCACCUUCUCGGCCACCAUCAUCUACCUCUCGCUGCCUCGGCAGGGCAUCUUCCUGCGCCGGCAAGAGGUCGAGGACUACAUCGCGCUGUGGCGGCUGAUUGCGCACUACGUGGGCACGCCGACCGAGUACUUUGCGACGCCCGAGCGGGCGAAAUGCAUGAUGGAGAGCCUCCUACUGAAUGAGAUCAACCCGUCCAACACGAGCCAGGUGCUGGCCAACAACGUGAUCCGGUGCCUGGAGAACCAGCCGCCGACGUUCGCGAGCCGCUCCUUCCUCGAAGUCAACGCCCGCUGGCUCAACGGCAACGAGCUCGCCGACGCGCUGGGCCUCGGCCGCCCGGGCCCCUGGUACUGGGCCCUCAUGGCCGGCCAGUGCAUCUUCUUCGCCUGCCUGUGCUACACGUACCGCGCGAUCCCGGCCCUCGACCGCCGCAAGAUCGACACCCUGCGCAGGGUCUUCUGGGCCGUCAUCGUCGAGGGCAAGUACGGCCUCGCGGGCGACCAGACCGUCUUCGAGUUCAAAUACGUCCCCGAGUUCGGCCUGGGCACCGCCAAGGGCGAGGACGACGAGACGCGCCCCGCCGAGGUCGGCAUCGAGCGGAGGAACCUCAAUACCCUCCUGGUCGCCACGGGCGUCUUGGUCGGCGCCGCUUGGUUGGGCGUCAAGGUGUCGACGGCGCUGUUGGGCAGGAUGUUUUAG
Fonsecaea nubica is the source of this 1485-nucleotide messenger RNA. RefSeq lists its product as hypothetical. Bases 1 to 1485 code for a protein of 494 amino acids. Lineage: Eukaryota; Fungi; Ascomycota; Eurotiomycetes; Chaetothyriales; Herpotrichiellaceae. The transcript has a single exon. Gene Ontology annotation, molecular function: oxidoreductase activity. The record is from RefSeq and is a predicted model, not a curated record.